AUGGAUCAUGGAUUACUCGAGUCCAGCCUGGCGGCUCGCGCGCCCCCGGAGCGCGGUCUGUCCCCCGCCGGUCACGUGGUCGUCUCGGUGUGUCUCGGCUUUAUCGGCACGUUCGGCUUCGUCAACAACGCGCUCGUGCUCCUGCUGUUCUGCCGCCGCAAGCCGCUGCGCGCGCCGAUCAACUGCAUGCUCGUGAGCAUCUCGGUGAGCGACCUGCUCGUGAGCGCGCUCGGGACGCCGUUCAGCUUCGCCGCGAGCACGCGCGGACGGUGGCUGAUCGGCGCGCGCGGCUGCGUCUGGUACGGCUUCAUCAACUCGUUCCUCGGUAUCGUGUCUCUGAUCUCCUUGGCUGCUCUGUCAUAUGAACGUUACUGCACGAUGAUGAAGCCCACUCAGGCCAACCUGACCAGCUACAGGAAGGUCUUCAUGGCUAUCGCUUUCUCCUGGAUCUACUCCCUGGUGUGGACCGUGCCUCCGCUCUUCGGGUGGAGCCACUACGGCCUCGAGGGUCCUGGUACAACCUGCAGCAUCAGCUGGACCACCAAAACAGCAAACAACGUUUCCUAUAUUAUCUGUCUUUUCUUUUUCUGCCUCAUCAUUCCGUUUGUAGUGAUUGUGUACAGCUACGGGAAACUGCUGCAGGCCAUCAAGCAGGUGAGGAGGAUUAACACGGCGCUGAGUCGUAAGCGUGAACAGCGGGUUCUCCUCCAGAUCAUCACCAUGGUGGUGUGUUAUCUGCUGUGCUGGCUGCCGUACGGUACCAUGGCUCUCAUAUCGACGUUCGGAGAACCCAGACUGGUCACGCCCGAGGCUAGCAUCGUGCCGUCUCUGUUAGCCAAAACGAGCACCGUGAUCAACCCCAUCAUCUACAUCUUCAUGAACAAACAGUUCUACAGGAGCUUCAGAGAUCUGCUCAUGUGCACAUCGCCACAUCAGAGAUCGAGCUACAAAACCUCCACCAAGUUCUCAAAGUCUCUCAGGAUAUUAAGACAAGUCAAUGGUCCCAAUGUGACUCCAUGCCAAGACGCUGCCUGCAAUCCAGACUGCGACAAGCCAAAGAGCGGGUCUGAACCAGAGGCCGGUUCUCCUGCAGCUCCUGGAACUGUGAAGCACACCAUGGUCUCUCUGGUGGUCCAGCAGAUGUGCAGAGCGACAGAAACCCGGUUCUUGACUCCAUGAUGCUGCUGCAAACAAUAAGGAGAAGAAAAGUACAAUUAUAAAUAAACCUGU
Clarias gariepinus (North African catfish) is the source of this 1230-nucleotide messenger RNA. RefSeq names its product teleost multiple tissue opsin b (gene tmtopsb). Gene Ontology annotation, biological process: visual perception; G protein-coupled receptor signaling pathway. Gene Ontology annotation, cellular component: membrane; photoreceptor outer segment. The record is from RefSeq and is a predicted model, not a curated record. NCBI's taxonomy places the organism in Eukaryota, Metazoa, Chordata, Actinopteri, Siluriformes, Clariidae. The transcript is spliced from 4 exons. Gene Ontology annotation, molecular function: G protein-coupled receptor activity. Bases 1 to 1179 code for a protein of 392 amino acids.